UUUGUUUCCACUCCGCUACAAACAGUUCUAUCCGGCCAUGGCUACUCCCUCUGCUGCCCUGGCUUUUUUCUUGCUUUUCCUGCCAACUAUCCUUGCAAUGCCCAAUGCGACUGCUCCACUUCAGACUUCCCCGUGUGCUUGUCCAAGUGAAACUAGCUUGCACUUUUACCUACACCAGUUUCUUGGUUUACCAAACCGCCCAAAUCGCAAUGAGGAAUUUGUGGUAGCCCCUCCAAACCCCUUUACACCAGGGUUUGGCACUAUAAUCGUCCAUGGUUGGACUUUAACCAGAACAACAGACCCGAAUGGUACUAUCAUCGCCCGUAUGCAAGGCACACACAUCCAAGCUGGACCAGCAACUGGCAACAGCUGGCACAUCUCUUCAAGCAUAGUGUUUGAGUCUGGCAGGUUUGCCGAGUCUACACUUCAGGUGAUGGGGACAUUAAAUGGCAUCAUAAAUAAGUGGUCUAUUGUCGGUGGGACCGGAGAAUUUACAAGGGCGACGGGUAUUAUCGACUUUAAAAAAGACCCAGCUUCUACCACGGAUGACACCAUUAGAGAACUUAAUAUCCGCAUAUUCCACUAUGCAGAUGUUGCAAGCGUUCAGGCUCAGUAAGCUACAUGCACCUCUGUGGCAAAACUAUGUGGGCGGGGACUAAGUGCUUAAAAAAUAAUGCGAGCUAUGGAUCAUCGUCAUGUGAUAUCAAGUGCUCAAUCGUGGAAUUUUCUAGUUAAUUCUAGUGAUAUCAAUGUCUUCUUUUAUGCUGCGAGAUGUGUGGACUGCCAGCUUUCAUAUAUUUCCAGUUCAAAUAAGGCUUGGGUUUCUAGCAUGGGAUCAUCGAUCCUAAUUCCAAGGCCCAUUCGUCCAUUGUUUUAUAUGUAAUGUGUGAUCAUUGUGUACUUUGUGUAAUAUGAUAUUCCUCUGCUC
Hordeum vulgare subsp. vulgare (domesticated barley) is the source of this 928-nucleotide messenger RNA. RefSeq lists its product as uncharacterized. The record is from RefSeq and is a predicted model, not a curated record. NCBI's taxonomy places the organism in Eukaryota, Viridiplantae, Streptophyta, Magnoliopsida, Poales, Poaceae. The transcript is spliced from 3 exons. The coding region runs from base 38 to 616 and encodes 192 amino acids.